This is a messenger RNA of Conger conger (European conger), 4471 nucleotides long. It is a transcript of the gene loxl2b, whose product is annotated as lysyl oxidase-like 2b. Gene Ontology annotation, biological process: peptidyl-lysine oxidation; sprouting angiogenesis. Lineage: Eukaryota; Metazoa; Chordata; Actinopteri; Anguilliformes; Congridae. Bases 149 to 2449 code for a protein of 766 amino acids. The transcript is spliced from 14 exons. Gene Ontology annotation, molecular function: copper ion binding; protein-lysine 6-oxidase activity. Gene Ontology annotation, cellular component: membrane. The record is from RefSeq and is a predicted model, not a curated record.
CGAGAAACUUCCCUUAAAAAGGAGGACUGAAUUGCAGAGAGGAGCUGCAGACGGUCAGGAAUACCGCUCACUGACCACUGCAUCACCUUGACCAAGUGAUAUCCGAAGUCUCUCUUUUUGCAACUGUCUUCAAAUUACCCUCUCCGCCAUGAGAGCCCCUCGCUCCCUCGCCUGCUGUCUGAGUGCCCUCAUGUGUCUGUGGCCCCUCUGCCAGGCUCAGUAUGAGCAGUGGGCCUACGCCAUGGGCUACCCCGAGCCAGCUGAGGAGCUCUACACGGCCCCCGAGCUGCCCCCGGACACGCCCAGGAUCCAGCUGCGUCUGGUGGGGGAGAAGCGCAAGCACAACGAGGGCCGCGUGGAGGUGUUCUACGAGGGGGAGUGGGGCACGGUGUGCGACGACGACUUCUCCAUACACGCCGCCCAGGUGGUGUGCAGGGAGCUGGGCUACCUGGAAGCCGUCUCCUGGUUCCCGGGCUCCAAGUAUGGCCGAGGAGAAGGUCGCAUCUGGUUUGACAACGUCCACUGCACUGGGAAGGAGAAGACCCUGGCCCUGUGCUCCUCCAAUGGCAUCGGCGUCUCGGACUGCAAGCACUCGGAGGACGUGGGGGUGGUGUGCAGCGACAAGAGGAUCCCCGGCUUCAAGUUCGUCAACACCCUCACCAACAGCGUGGAGAACAUGAACAUCCAGGUGGAGGACGUGCGAAUCCGAGCCAUCCUGGGGACCUAUCGCAAGCGCAUCCCCGUGACCGAGGGGUAUGUGGAGGUGAAGGAUGGGGGCAAGUGGAAACAGAUCUGUGACGAGCAGUGGACGGAGAUGGACAGCCGGGUCGUGUGCGGCAUGUUCGGCUUCCCCGGGGAGAGGAAGUACAACGCCAGGGUCUACAAGAUGUUUGCCCGCCGGAGGAAGCACAACUACUGGGACUACGCUGUGAACUGCACGGGGACCGAGACCCACGUGUCGAGCUGCAGGCUGGGGCAGGCCCUGCUGGAGAAGGGCAAUGGCAGCUGCGAGCAGGGCAUGCCGGCGGUGGUGAGCUGCGUCCCAGGGAGAGCCUUCGCUCCGACUCCCAUGGCAGGGUUCAGGAAGGCCUUCAGGCACGAGCAACCGCUGGUGCGCCUGAAGGGAGGGGCGAUCGUGGGCGAGGGGCGGGUGGAGGUGCUGAAGAACGGGGAGUGGGGCACCAUCUGUGACGACAAGUGGAGCCUCCUGGCAGCCAACGUAGUGUGCAGAGAGCUGGGCUUCGGCACCGCAAAGGAAGCCCUGUCUGGGGGCCAGCUGGGACAAGGAAUGGGCUCAGUGCACAUGAAUGAGGUGAGCUGCUCUGGGUUUGAGAAGUCCAUCACGGAGUGCUCCUUCAACGCCGAGUCGCUGGGCUGCAGCCACGAGGAGGACGCGGCCGUGAGGUGUAAUGUCCCGGCCAUGGGCUUCCAGCAGAGGCUGCGUCUCAGUGGCGGGCGGACCCCCUUCGAGGGCCGGGUGGAGGUGCUUGCGGAGAGGAACGGCACCCAGGUGUGGGGCACGGUGUGCAGCUCCGGGUGGGGCACCAUGGAGGCCAUGGUGGUGUGCAGGCAGCUGGGCCUGGGGUUCGCCAGCCACGCCUUCCAGGAGACGUGGUACUGGCAGGGGGCGGUGAGCGCCGACGCCGUGGUGAUGAGUGGGGUGAGGUGCUCGGGCACGGAGAUGUCCCUGCAGCACUGCCUGCAUCACGGACAACACCUCGACUGCCCCAAGGGAGGGGCUCGCUUCGCGGCGGGGGUGUCCUGCUCUGAGACGGCCCCAGACCUGGUGCUGAACCCCCAGGUGGUGGAGUCCACCACGUACCUGGAGGACCGGCCCAUGCUGAUGCUGCAGUGCGCGUACGAGGAGAACUGCCUGUCCUCCAGCGCCAGCCAGGUUCCCGCCAACUCCUACCGUCGCCUCCUCCGCUUCUCCUCCCAGAUCCACAACAACGGCCAGUCCGACUUCCGGCCCAAAGCCGACCGCCACACCUGGGUCUGGCACGACUGCCACAGGCACUACCACAGCAUGGAGGUGUUCACGUCCUACGACCUGCUCAGUCUCAACGGCACCCGGGUGGCAGAGGGACACAAGGCCAGCUUCUGCCUGGAGGACACCGAGUGUGACGAGGGCAUUGAGAAGAAAUACGAGUGUGCCAACUUUGGCGAGCAGGGAAUCACCUUGGGCUGCUGGGAUACGUACCGCCAUGACAUCGACUGCCAGUGGGUGGACAUCUCAGAAGUCAAGCCUGGGGACUACAUCUUCCAGAUCAUAAUUAACCCAAAUUACGAAGUGGCGGAGACGGAUUUCACCAACAACGUUGUGAAGUGCAGGUGUCGAUACGAUGGUCACAGAGUGUGGAUGUACAACUGCCAUAUAGGUGGCUCAAUCAGUGCUGAGACGGAGGAAACGUUCCCUGGGCUCCUGAACAACCAGGUGACACACAGGUAAAAGGACAAAGUCACAGAGCGGGAGAGAGGACAGGAACUUGACUUACAUCUCAGCCAACAUCCAACAAGACUGCCAGAACCCCCACACCCCCUAUCCAAGCCCCAACCACUAAACCUCUCUGUUCCUGUGCUGGGUGAAUGAUUUUCUCAUGAUCAAGUCCACGGUGCUCAUUCUGUGAGCAUCUGAAGCCAGUCAAACCCCUUCAUCACGCCAUUUCGGAACGAACAUCAGAAGCAAGCUCUCUCUAUGUAGGAUUCAAAUCCCAAUCAGAAAUUCAGACAGAGACGGCCUUUCACAAGGAGAGUCUGGUGGGUCCUUUCGCCCUUGAGGUUGAAACCUUGUGUAAAUUAGCGGAGCAAAUCUUUCUGUUUAACAUUCAAGAUCUUAGCAUGGACCUUCUCUGAAGUUAUCCCACUUUACAUGUUAAAAGGAAUUCUAAUGCACUUUGAGCUUAUGGUACACACAAUCAACAAGCUGAUUUCUGUGACCAGGGGAAACACUCUUAUGUAGGAUAUGUACAGAAACCAAGUUAAUUUGUAUUAGAUGUACAGAUCCUUAUUUAAGCUGGCUCAUAUGUUACAUAGAGGUACUUCUGCCAAAGCUUUGUGCCAUACAGGCAGCAUCAACAAGGUUAGGAGUUUUUGAAGUCAAAUGCAAUCAUGGGAAUUUGAGGGGAAGUAGUUGGAUAUGAUAUUCCCCCAAGGCUCUGAAGUGGUCUGAAAUAUUUGGAAAGGUGUAGACAGGUUUGUAGAAAGAUGUUUGUAGACGGCUAAAUUGCUAGCAUCCAGUAUGGCAUGUGCCAGUGUCACUGCUACAUGGCUAGCUAAAUAAGUGAAAUCUCCUUGUGUUUAUUAAUUUCAAAUACCACAGCUAUGUAGAUAAUAUAUUCAUAAAUAUUCAAGGUAAGUUAUACAUUCAGAGAAGUUAUGUUUUUAAAGGCCGUAUUGGCAGCAGUUAUUUUGUUGUGAGCCAGGAUUAGCUUCAGUGGCUGUCAGUGAAGAACUGGAACACGCAUUCCCACUCAUCCGUGAAGAGCAGAAAUGAGUAAGAUGUGGGGUAGCACAUUGUUACUGCCUUUGCGAGAUGGAUAAGCCUACAUCACACUUCAAGCACCUAUUGUAGAAGUGAAGCGAUACGUGCUCCAUUCCAAAGAGCCUACAUUAGUGCUAAUAAAAACAUUUCCUCAGAUUUAAAGCCAUAUUAAAACAUCUUUCAGGACUGAAGGACGUGUGGGAUGCGUGUCUCGGAUGUGUUCUGGAUAGCUGGAUUUGUAGUUUACAUGGGGUAUAAGACCAGAGUCCAUUCCACAAUCAGCAGUACUGUACGGACAACAUUAACUCAUCAACAGCAUUUGUACAUGUGUACCACUUCACCAAGGAGAAACCUGGCUCAGAACAUUCAGGUGUUUAUUUUUGGUAAUCACUUGGGCAUGUGAAGCUGAUGAUUAAUUGUGGAUAUAGAUAAUACCAUUUCUAUAAAGGGCUGAACAACGAGAAUACAGUGUUAUGAACCAGCCACAGUAUACAAAUCACGUCAGUAUGUGAGCACAGCCACAAAGCAGAGGAAAAACACUAGACAUUUAUAUUAAAAAAUAAAAAUAAAAAAGGCUUCAACAUAAUUGAAAUCCUGUGCAUUACAGAGAAAUUACAGAUCUUGUCUUUAAAUCCAAAUGUGCAAUUUUGGUUUUGCUUGCAUCAUUGUGUUUGUUUCCUAUUGUUUUGAUGAACCUUCAUGUCAUUUUUUUCCAGCAAGCUUUUAAGUAAAUUAUUGUGGCAAAUGUCAGGGAUUUCAAUGGGAGUGAGUUAUUUUCAGUUUGUUUAGAAUAACCAGUCUCAGCUUGAGUGAGAAUGUCUCUUCUUUAUUAUUUUCUUUUUCCAUUUUUAAUGGUGCUACCAAACUGUGAUCCUCUGUUUUAUGAGGGUACACACUUCCAGCUAAAUGGUUAUGUAUACUUGAAUGGAAAAUAAAAAUACAUAUUGUGCUUGUUGUCUGCCAUAAUAAAAGGAUGAAUUACCGAGUGAA